AUGGCCCCGCGAUUUGCGCUCCUUGUUUUGCUCCUCGCCCUCCUCCCCCUCGUGCUCCCUCAUCCUGUCCGCCUCCCCUCCGCACCUUGCGCCGCGCAAAUCGCCGCGCGGAGCCUCGAGGGGCGCGGGGCGCACCGCGUGCUGCGCACGUCGCUCCGCGUGACAUGCCGCGCCGACGUGUUCCGCCCACGUCAUCCAGGCGGUGCACACGUGGCGUGCGGAGAAGCGCCCGUUACUAGAACGGGGAGCUGUUACAAUGGGAAUGAGGGAGAGACGGAAGGAGGGAGAACAGACGGUGGAGAGGACGAGCGGCCGACAGAUGGGUGCAGAGCGGUUCCAGAGCUCAGUAGCUGCACUGCUGCUAGUGAAAGCGUGGGAAGCGGUGGGGCAGAAGGGAGGACACGUGUCACGAUACGAUUGGAGCAACCCGUGCCACGUGGGCUGUACGCCGAUCCGUUUGAGCUGGAGCGAAUCUUGCGACCCGGUGAGGCGGGGAGAGGGGCGUUAGUGGGCGCAUGGGAUGGGGGAAUGGGGAAGGGAGAAGCAGGGGGAGUGCGCAGUGAGGGGGAGGCAGGGGGAGUCCGCAGUGAGGGAGGGGAGUGGGCACCCUUUCCCGACUGCAUUUCUCCCCCUAUUGUUCCCAUUCCUCCCUCCCUACCUUUCGAAGCAGCCGGCGACCGAGCCUGGGUGGUAGGUCCGGUGGAGCUGGAGCAGCCAGCGCCGCGCUGUGAAGCAACGGUGGCACUCAUGGAAAGGGACGUGCGUGUGGGGGGGAAGGGCGACGAGGUGCAGCUGGGGAAGGGGGACGGGGAGGGGGACGGGAAGGGGGAGGGGGAGGGGGAGGGGGAGGGUGACAUGCAGGUGGGGGAAGAUGAGGUUGCUUUCUCAGUGGAUUUCAGCCUGCCUCUGCACUCUCGAUACCCGGCUGUGCUGCCAACUCUCUCCCCCCCACUCUCCCUGCUCUCCCUCCUCCGAUCCGCCUCUCACUCGCUCCUAACUCUUGCCUCCCUUCCCUGGGACUUCCAACAACUUAAAGCCACCCUUAGCAGCAACCACUCUUCUCUCUCCGCCCUUUCCUCUCUCUCACGAGCCAUCGCCGGCAGCUGCAGCCAAUCACACACUGCAGUUCAUUGCCUUCCCAUGCGGCUCACGUGGUCGUCACAAACAGCAGCUGCAGACGGGGAAACGGACAGGCUGGUGGGAGCAGCAGGUCUGGGAGGAGACUCGGAGGGAUCCGGAGCAGCACUUUCUGAGGGAAGGCACGACGAGGAGAGAGGGGAGAAGGCGGAGGAAGGGGCGUUGCUGUGGGAGGUGCCGGCGGGGUGUGCUGCCCACACGCCCCUGGUGCUGUGGGGUACGUCCCUAGCUGCUGCUGUGGGGGCUCUGGUGCUUGUUGCCGUGGCUGCUGCUGCUCCCGUGCACCCAGGGGCUACCAAGGCCAAAUAG
Messenger RNA from Closterium sp. Naga37s-1, 1446 nucleotides. The record is from the annotation of a GenBank genome assembly. Lineage: Eukaryota; Viridiplantae; Streptophyta; Zygnematophyceae; Desmidiales; Closteriaceae.